This is a messenger RNA of Pelobates cultripes (western spadefoot toad), 12727 nucleotides long. The record is from the annotation of a GenBank genome assembly. NCBI's taxonomy places the organism in Eukaryota, Metazoa, Chordata, Amphibia, Anura, Pelobatidae.
AUGGACAACAUCUUGGCAAAUGUUCCCAGCCAACUUUUGAAUAAUCCAGGUUUGGAUAACUUGCUCACAAGAAUAAAAGAAGAGAUUGAACAUGAUUACCACUCCAGCCUCAGGAAAAAUAUUGGUAAGAUUUAAUAGUUAACUAAGUAAUAGUUAUAAUAGAAUUACUAUAGUAUUUGACUUAUCUAAUUGCGAACAGGAAGUGGAACAUUUUAGUGCACCAAUCCCAUGAUUCUUUAGUCAAAGAAACUUAGUAAAUGAAAUGGAAGUCUCAAGUCACAUUCCAUCAAGUUUUCUUAUGUAUAAUUUUAAAGUACAACUGUCAUAAAUAUUUCACUCUUCAUUUAAAAAAAAUAAUUAAAUGUAAAGGGCUACUUCAAACAUAGUCAUUUCCGCCACCUGUUUAGCAACAAUUUGGCACUUUAUUUGGGUAGUCCAGUGAUGUAUGCCUGGCUUCUGCAGAGCCUUGGCCAUCAACAUUCAUUAGCCCAAGCAUCAGCUGACCAUACUCAACCAAUGACUGUCAUUCUGUGCAACAAAAGUUCUGGGCAAGCUGAUGACUCUCUAAUAAUGAUGUCAGAGGUGAAGUUACACCUCUAACAGUAGUGUUGUUACGAACAUGUGUUAAAAUGUAUCUAAUAAUUAUGAUAUGCGCUGUCAAGAGGGGUUGACAAACACGUUUGUUUAAAUAAAAGACCCUCAUUAAAUAAGCAAUCAACGUACCUAUUUUACAAAAUAACAUUCCAUCCAAAGUCCAUGAAGUUCAGCAGUUAACACAUGAUUGUGGCUGAUAGUUCACAUUAUGCCAGAGAUCAAAAAAUUCUAAAUAUAAUUAUUAAGAGGGGAACUUUUUAUUUUUAAUUUUUAUUUUUUUAAUUGAUCAGAUUUUAAAUUGCAAAGAAAGUGAAACUUGUAGCCUUAAGUUAUUCAUUGUAAUUCUAAUUUAAAAUAUUUCCAAUGUAUGCUUUGUUUUUCAGUUGAUUAUAUUUUAAAAGACCCAGAAGAGAAAGAAAGGCUGUUUAUUGCCAGCACACCUCCCAGUUACCCUAUUCGAGUAAUCCGUGCCCCAGUCCCUUGGCACACAUCCUGCAGAGAUGCCAAAAGCUGGACUGAAGAACACCUCUUCAUGGUGAAUCCAAUAAUGUUGUCUCUGCAAGAUCUCUGGCACCAACAGUAAGAGACUAUUGCAAAUGCUGAGAUGUAAACAUCAUAGAUAAAAUAAAGUGACAGCUGAAUAUAAUAACUAAAAGAUAGUUUAUAUAAAACACGCCUCGCAGUGUACAGCACAGAUUUUAUUGCUCUUUGUUUAUUAAAAAAAGUAUUUAGACAUAAACUGAAAAUAUUAAAAAAGUGCUGAUAGAUUAUUUAAUUAUGUCCAAGACAGUUGAAUGAGUACAGUUAUUUUAUUUUAUAUGCGUUAAAUGCUACUAAAGAGUACUCUCUUAUUAGAUUUUCUUCAUUGUGUAACACACAGGGAGGUAAUGAAGUACACACGAUAGGUAGACACUAUGUUUUGUUUGGUAUAUUUAAACAAGCUCCAGAUAUUAAAGCACUACAAUUCCCAUGAACCUUUGUCAGCAAGCAACAAAGCAAAUGGUUGUCAACCAUUCGUGGAAAUUGUGGUUUUUGUUUGUUUUCUUUCUUUCUUAUGUUUUUCUUAUGUCUUCACUGAAGAAAUACUGUUUCUGUAUCCCUCCAUUUUCUUAUAACGAGAUGUGAAAAUUAAUAGGAACCCAUCAGUUGUUCAUAAGAUGGCAUGUGUUUUGCUAACGAUUUGGAGUGGAUCGAUACUGGAAAAAAAAAGAUUUAUUCUCUUGAAACCAGCUUUGAUAAUGCUUUCAAGGAAAUCAAUAAUAAAAGAUGAUUUAGUGUUUAGAAACCUUUGAUUGUAUAGGUCUGACGUAUUAUUCAAAUCUGUGAGGGUACUGUAUUCCCAACAUGUUCAUGGACUUUAAACCAUUAAUUAUAAGGGUUCUUUUUGUUAAUAAUUGUUAUAUUCCCCGGUUUACCUUUCAUAAAAGAAACAACAAUGCUUACAAUUAUGUUCAAUUUAUAUAAAAUAAAUUUGAUAAAGUAAAAAACUACCAUUGGGGACAACCAUUAGUUUAUUUUGGCCACUUAGAGUCUUAAUUAAAUCUAUAUUCUGAUUGGCUAAAAUCAACAACCAAUCAAAACAAAGCGUAGUUUUUAAAUGUUUCAUGGUGUUCCCUGUUUAUCCCUGAGCAAAAAUAAACUGCAUGGAAUUUUUGCAGAGCUUGCCCUUAUGAGGUCCAUGAUGGUUGCUGUGUAUGGAUGAGCCAUUUAGCCACCAUCAGCUAAAUGGCCAAGGUUGCUCAGCUUACCCUGCAAACAAGGUGUCCAACUGUUUCAUUUGUUUUGUGUUAGACUAAAAUUCCUAUGUGUCACCACCAUCUCAGAGUGUCAAAUAAUUUCAAUGUGAUAGAAGGUAUAUCCAGUAGAUUAGAUGAUUUGUAGUCUGGUACACUGUUUCAACCCAGGCAUUUGGAAGAAAAUAUAAAUAAGAAAUGCUUCUAUCACUCUGUUUUGCUGGCUGGUAAGUCUUCUUUUAUGCUCAUAAUAUAGUAACCAAAGGUAAGAUGCAUUGUCACUUUAGUCCUUUAUCUGUAUCCACUGCUGAGAGCUAAAUGGAUUGAAACUGUUGACAGGACAUCUUUCAUCUGGUGAAACAAGUUUACCUGUUGGGCUUUUUUUUUUUUUAAUGACUCAGCCAUCAGCAUUAUUCAUAGCAACCUUUCAAUAUUAGGGAAAAAUUAGUUUUUAUUGUAUUUCUGUUCAAUUUGUAGAUUUGCUGGCUUGAGGUUUGUUCGAACAAAGGAUCUGCUCACUGGCAAUUUGCCUCUACUUCCCGCUGAAUUUGAAAAGCUGGUUCACAACCAUUGUCUGGAAGCACGUACCACAUUACGAAAUAAGUAUGUUGAUUUUAUACCUCAUUGAGCUGUAUUAGCAUUGUAUGUAUGUGCCUAAUGACACCGAUAAAGCCUUCAAUUACAUACAACACAAGUGCGCUAAUAUUGGCAUCUAUUAUUUGUGAUCGUUUAUCCUAUUGCUAGCUAGAAAUGGGAUACACGUCAUUGUUUUCCGAACGGCUAUCACAUUAACCUUCAAACACUGUUGGAUAUUUGAGAUUGAACAACACAUUACCACUGUUGCACUGUUGUAGGUAACCACAUAGACAUGUACACAAUGCAAAUACUUGACUAAACUUUAAGCCAUGGGCUUGUCUAAUGGAUUGACAAACCUUUAUAUAACUUCUUUGUAUAUAACAAGCUAAGCAUGGAAUAAGCAAAGGAAUCUCUUAACAACGAUAUCAAAUGCGAUUUCAGUAUUUAUAUAUUUAAAGCGACUCACACUUUUUUGGUUCUUUGGAUUGCAAAAUUUUGUCCAAAAUGCUUAAGGUGGAAAAAAGUCUCCAGUCUAUAUGGCUGCCUAGAACGUAAGCCUCCCCACCCUGUACCAAGGCUAGUCAUUAAUCAUUCACUUAUUCAAAGAAACGAGUAAUGGACAAGUAAAUAUAAUGUGAUAUUGCCUAAAACAAGCAAAGUAAGUGAUCUUCAUUAUCAUGUUCUAGAGAUACUUACUUAUAUUGUCAUGUUCUAUUAGAAUCAAAGUAAGUGUAAUCAACCAUGGCAAACAAAGAGAAGGAAGGGGUUGACUAGUGAUGUCAUUAAAUUUCAUUGAAUGAUGUGUCUUAUCGUGUGAGAUGCUUAAAAUCUGGAAAUGGCUAGUCUGUUGUAUCUAAUUUUUGUUUAAUGCAGGUGGAUACCAGCUUGCGCCUCUCUCUUUAUAAGUCAUAAGGAUAGAUGGAUGCAUUUAGUUCCCCAGAAUGACAACAAUUCUCUGGUCCGAGUGGAAGAAUUUUUUGCAUGCGUUUCGUCCUUGAUGUCUUUACAGCUACGUGAAAUGGUUAUGAAUUCUCUUCAAGACAUGCUUUCCUUUUUCAGUAUACACAAGGUAAUUAAACUGCAGGCUAUGCAUUAAGUACAGGAUCCGUUUCAGUGUUCUUGUUAUGGACAAACAUAACCAACAGAAUCAUUCCAGACAAAUGAAUAACACAGCCAGCCCUGUGAAUGUUCUGUUAAUGAAUAUAUAUUUUUCUCAACAAUCCAAAUAGGUUUUUUUUCUCUUACCAUUUGAUUACACCUCCAGAGUCCAUCAGAAAAAUGCCUCCACUAAUUGCCUUCUUACAUUUUCUGCACAUUGCCUGUUUUUUGGUUGGUUUCUAAAGAAAUCUCAAAAAUAAUUGGGAAGAAUGUCUAGUUUUUAUAUAGGGUCCUCUUUACUAAACAGUGCGUUGUAGUUUAGCAUAUAAAGCUCCUGUGUUUUUAUGUUUAAGAGAUCAAGAAAUGCCAGAGAUCUGUCUUAAAUCAAUGCAUCAUUGUACAAACUUCUUGCUCUCAUUAACACUAUUUGUUACAGUUUUAAUGCAAAGGUAUUUAAUGCAAACGUAUCUGUGACAUUUAAUGAAACUUGGGAUCUGACAAAGUAUCAUUCAGCGAAAAGUAUGGGUAUAAGUAUAUUAGUAGAGUAGAGCGGACACCUGGAUGUUUGGGUUCGGCCGAACCUUGAAAAAAAGUCCAGGUUCGGGCUCGAACUUGAACCCUAACCCCAUUGAAGUCCAUGGGGACCUGAACUUUUGGACACAAAAAUUGCUCUAAAAAACUCCUUGAAAGGGCUAGAUGGCUGCAAAAAGAAGUAAAAUGGGGGUAAGAGUAGGACAAGUGCCAUGCAAACAAAUGUGGAUAGGGAAAUCACUUAAAAUAACAUAAAAUACAUAAAAUAAGCAGCCAAUUAGUAGAUAACUCCCCAAUUCCCACGGUAUUAGCAAGCUAUCUACCAAAAGGCUGAGAGACCUAAAUUGGUCUUUCAGCCACAUUUACUAAUACUAAGUAAAGAUUACUUAGUAUUAGUAAAUUCAGCCCCUACUCAGCCAGUGGCUGCUCACUGUAAAAAAACAAAACCCCAAAAAAAACAUUGCCCCCACCCCUGUGCGACAGGUGGGGGCCCAAAAUAAGAAUGUGGAGGGGGGGACCUACGGUCCUUCCCCUUGGUCCCCACCCCUGAGAGGCGGGUGGGGGCCCUAAAUAACAAUAAGGGGGGGGACCUACUGUCCUCCCCCCCGGCCCCCACCCCUGAGCGGUGGGUUGGGGCCAUAAAUAAGAAUUUGGGGGGGACCUACUGUCCUCCCCCCAGCCCCCACCCCUGCGCAGCGGGUGGGGGCCCUAAAUAACAAUAGUGGGGACGACGACCUACUGUCCACCCCCCCCCCCAAGCAGUGGGGGCCAUAAAUAAGAAUUUGGGGGGACACCUGCUGUCCUCCCCCCGGCCCCCUCCCCUGCAUGGCGGGUAGGGGCCCUAAAUAACAAUAAGGGGGGACCUAAUGUCCUCCCACCCCUGAGUGGCAGGUGGUGGCCCUAAAUAAAACUGUAUCCCCCCAGGUGACUAGCGGUCCCCAAACCCCUAGUCACCUCCCUCCCCAAAAAUAAAUUACCCCUACCUACCCCCCUCAUCCUAAAAAUAAUGAGGGAGGAACCUUAUCUAAAUACCUGUUUAAAAAAACCAACAAAAAACCAGACUUGCCAUUUGAUGUCUUCUUUCUUCUAAACUCUUCUUUUUUCAGCCCCAAAAAAGGCCAAAUAAAAAUCCAUAAUAACCGACGCACUUUAAAAAAAAAAACGAGCGCCCAAAGAAAAUAAUCAAUUUUCCCCCAUUGAGGGCUCUGCGCAGACUGAGCUCUGCAGGGCAGGGGAAGGCUUAUAAAGCCUUGCCCCGCCCAGCAAUUAGGCUCAGAGCAAUCUGAUUGGUGGGUUUAAGCCAUCCAAUCAGAGUGCUCUGACAGGUAAAUAAAGAGACUGACAGGUAAGUCUACAUUUACCUGUCACAGCACUCUGAUUGGUUGGCUUGAAAUCCACCAAUCAGCGUGCUCUGUCAUUUUACACAGCGUGGGAAAGUUCUUUGGGGGCCAGGGGGAGGACAUUAGGUCCCCCCCUAAUUGUUAUUUAGGGCCCCCACCCGUUGCGCAGGGGUGGGGGCCGGGGGGUAGGACAGUAGGUUCCCCCCCCAAAUUCUUAUUUAUGGCCCCCACUCACCACUCAGGGGUGGGGGCUGGGGGGGGAGGACAGAAGGUCCCCCCCCUUAUUGUUAUUUAGGGCCCACACCCGCCGCUCAGGGGUGGGAGCCGGGGGGAGGACAGUAGGUCGUCCCCCCAAAUUCUUAAUUAUGGCCCCCACUCACCACUCAGGUGGGGGCUUGGUGGAGGACAUUAGAUCCCCCCCCCAAAUUUUUUAUUAAUGGCCUUCACCCACCGCUCAGGGGUGGGGACCGGGGGGGAGGACAGUAGGUCUCCCCCCCUUAUUGUUAUUUAGGGCCCCCACCCGCCACUCAGGGGUGGGGCCGUGGGGGGCAAUCGGUCCCCCCUUUAGUUUAAAAGGAGGGGGGAAUUAUUUACAUUCCCCUACUAGCUGGGUCACAUUAGUAGGCAUGGCUGUGAUGGCUUCUAAGGGCACACAAGUCAAACGCUUGUUGAUUGGCUGCCCUGCAGCCUUUCAAAACGAGUCAUUAAAUCGCCAAACACCGAACUCCAACCCGAACAUACAGUGAUAUAUCAGUGUUCUGGUCUGGGAUCCAAAAAACAUAAUGUUUGGUACAAAGCCAAACUUUUCAGUUCGGGUUCGCUCAACUCUAUAUAUUAGCUAAACUCCUGUAAAAAGUUGUAUUAAUAAAUUCAAUAGAUUAAGCUAAGCAUAGAAUAAGCAAAUUAAUUGCUUGACAACAAUAUCAAAUAGGUUUUAUAAUGGAUGAUGGAACAGAUUUAUGUCCAGUUCUAUAUUUCUAUUAAAGUAUCUGUGCAGAUUGCAUUGCCUUGAGUCCCUAGCCCUUUGGGACUUAGAAAAUGCCUUUAUGUAGUAAAUAUAUAUGUACUACUAUAAUAUUAUGAUUGAGAGAGUCUCAGUCCCUAAAUAUUAUGUAUGUUUGACAGGGGUUCUCUUUGUCAUGGUUCCCGGCAUCUCUGCCGGCGUGGCUGCACUCAAACUAAGUCAGAGAUGUUUCAAACUUACCUUGGGCUCGGCGGGCAGCUACCCAGUCUCCCUCUGUUCUCCAAUCCCCAGCGGCUGCGACGUUCCUAGGAUCGGGCUUUUAUAAGAAACUUACCUUCGCCCACAUCAAAGAUGGCGCCGACGUACAUGCGGCGUCAUGUCAUAGAUGCGUACGCAUGUUUUGGGGUCAGAGGUCAGAGACAGCCAAUUACAGCCUAAGGAGGGUUAUUUAAACCCAAAUUACCUUUGUGUCACUGCCCUGUCAUGGUUUCCACUAGCUGGUUAUCUGAGAGUGUGUUCCUGAUUGCGUUUUUCUGGUAUUUGACUUUGGCUUCGUUUUGACUUCCCGGAUUUUUGGUACCCUUGACUUCAGGUUUUCCCUCAUUGUUGUGUCUCAUUCUAUGUCCCUGACCUCGGCAAGUAUUUUGACUAUUCUGCAGUACAGUAAGUCCGGCCAUUCUAAGGUCCGGUUAGACGUUAUCCUUAGUCCUAGGUGUGAUACUAUUCUGUGUGCUGGAUCAACUAUAAUCCUGACACUCUUUAUGUAUCCAUCAUGUCAGUGCUAUUAUUAAUGUUAUUAUUACUGACAUUUAUAUAGUGCCAUACUAUUCUGCAGUGCUUUACAAUAUUAUAAAGGGGAAUGUUAACAAAAAAAUUAGACAAACUAUUACAAAUUUUGACAGGAACAAUAGGUUGAUGAGGGCCCUGUUCUAAUGAGCUUACAAUCUAGAGGUCUUGCUUUCCCUGAUAAUUCUUCAUCUGAGUUUGAAUGUAUCUCAGCUCACUAAUUAAAGUACUCUGUAUACACAUUUGUGUUUUGCAUAUUAUACUAUAACAGGGGUGGGGAACCUUUGGCCCUCCAGAUGUUUUGGACUACAUCUCCCUUGGUGCUUUGCCAGCAUUAUGGGUGUAAGAGCAUUAUGGGAGAUGUAGUCCAAAACAUCUGGAGGGAUGAAGGUUCCCCACCCCUGUACUAUAACGAUCUGUGUUUAAUACUGCACACAUAUGAAAUGAGUCAUUCUUAUGUUAAACAUGAAAUGCCUGGUGUGUUCUGAGAUACGGACUGUUACAGUCAUACUGUCACCUGAUAAUGGUAUUCAUGAAGGUAUUUUAUUGGUAUAUAGCACCCACUCACAUUCAGUUGGAAUAUGUACAGGAAACCCUGCGCUGAUGGUUACAGUCACAACUUAUCGCAUGAUCUUUAUCUUUAGCAGUGCCUAGCAGAGCCCGUAUCUGUUACUAUCAAGGUCAAUAAAGUUUCUAUUUAGUUUUGCAUCCAGAGUGCACCGGUUUUCUAUAUCACUGCCUUUCAUUAGCAUCUAAAGAAAUAGUGCAAUGCAUCCAUGCCAUCCUAACCCAUUACUCCCAGUACCAGGAUGUAAUGCCCAGUGGUGCUUUGUGGUUUUAUAUCCUUAAAGAUGAGAAAGCAAUGCCCUAGGUUUAGCUCAAGUUGCAGACCUUAACUACACCUCUCUCCUGAUUCCUCCAUUUCCUUCUCCUCCUGAAUGUUAUCUUUUAUGACAUAACAUUUUGUUUUUAGAGGACAAACAACAGAAAUAUUGUACAUUACUAUUAUUAUUAUUUUAUUAUAUAAAGCAACAACAAAUUCUGCAGUGAUAUACAAUAGAUGGACUAUCAAACAAACAGUAGCCUCGGGAUCAGGAGAGAGAAUGUAGGUUCCGACAUAAAUGUAGAGGAAGAUUGAAUUUAAGAACAUCAGUAUUCUGGCAUUUUCAUUACUACAAUCUGCAAGUGCUUUGUACAGCUAAUCUGCUGCCCGCAGGUGAUCUCUUCACAAAAUCUCCAAAAUCGAACAUCUAAAGAAUGAAGCAUUCUUCAAAAUAUCAAUCAAAUGCACAGUUUUGUAAUUACACUUAGUGAGACUUCAAUUAACUUAUAUUAUGGGGGGAAAAAGCAUCCCUGUUUUAUACACAGAGCUGCAAAAUAAAUAUAUAAUUUCUGAAGUACAUGUUUUGGUGACACCAUUAAGGAGACAAACAGUGCCCUAGAGCACUAUUUCCUAAUCCAGUUCUUAAGGCUCACCAAUGAUCCAGGUUUUGACAGUAUCCCUGCUGAAACAGAACUGGGAAAUAUCUGAACCCUACACUGAUGGUGUGCCUAAGGACAGGGUGGGGUACCACAACUUGAGAUUUGAUAAUGGUUGCAUAAGAAUUCCUGGGCAAAUUUGGCACACUCCUAGGUAGGGGAAGACAAAACCCUUAAAGGGACACAAUAGUCACCAAAACAACUUUAUCUUAAUGAAGCAGUUUUCAUGUAUAGUUCAGGCCCCAGCAGUCUCACUGCUCAAUUCUCUGCCAUUUGGGAGUUAGAUCCCUUUGUUUAUACAGCCCUAGGCACACCUCCCUGCACGUGACUAACACAGCCUUCCUAAACAGUUCCUAUAACGAGUCAUCUAAUGUUUACACUUUAUUGUAAAUUCUGUUUAAUUUAGAAUUUCGUAUCUCCUGCUCUGUUAAUAACUUUCUAGACUCUGCGGGAGCCUCCUGUGUGAAAUUAAAGUUCAAUUUACAGAGCAAAAGAUAUAAAAACAUUAAAGUAAGUUAUAUCUGAUGGAACGUGAAACCAUUUUAUCAUGCAGGCUGUGUGAGUCACAGCUAGGGAAGGUGUGUCUAGGGCUGCAUAAACAGAAACAAAAGAGAUUUAACACCUGUAUGGCAGAGAAUUAGGCUGUGUGACUUCAGGGGCAUGAAGUUUCAUUAAGCUAAAGUUGUUUUGGUGACUAUAGUUUCCCUUUAAAGUGAAAAACAUGUCCAUAAAGAAUAUCAUAGAUGUCUAACAUUUCAAGCUUAUUUGUAUUUUAUUUUGAACUGUGUGUAUUGUUUUUCUUUUUUUUAAUGUACAGGAUGGAAAUGAUUUUGGAGAUAUAUAUGAUGACAUGAAAUUUUUUAUUCCUCAAGUUCUUAUAAUCAAGCUAAAAACCGAAGAACCCAAAAUUGCAUUUGAUCCAAUUUUGGAGGAAUGUUGGAAUCUAAUAAAACGCUGUUUUUACAAAAUUAUACAGAGUGCAGAAGGAAUUCCAAAAGUAAGUUCUAACGAGUUAUUAAAGUUAAAUGUUGAACGGAUGAAUUGAUUAAAAUAGAAAGAAAUGCCCUUUUAACUGUGCUGGCAUUGGUUUUAAUUAUAAUUUUGGGCUGGUGAGCCAUUUUGGUACAGUUUAUAUAUAAUGCAAAUUGCAUAUAGUUUUAUACAAGAUAAUGGAUUUGCUUGGAAUAAAGUAAUUUUAUAUGCUUUAAUAUAGUUCAAUUAAUUCACAUUUUAUAUAUAUUUUUUUCCCCAUUAACUUGAAAACACUUGCUAAUCAACAUUAUAAUUUAGGCAGUAUAACAUUGUUAUAUUCUUGUAAACUAAAUACAGAGCUUAAAUUCCUAGAAAUAUUACAACAAAGAAAAGCAAUUGAAAAGUAUCCAUAUGUAUGAGUCUAGGAUAGACCUCAUGAGAUUUCAAAUGCAAUUUAAUUAGCUUGCUUGCCCUUUAACAUAGGUAGAAGGGAGCCUUUUUCCUGGACUUCAAGUGGAAAAUACAAACCUUAGGUCGGUCAAACAAGAGGAGUCUUUAGUUUCGGAAUUUAUCAGCCAAACACUGGAAAUAUUCAACAAGAACUUUGUUGGGCCACAGAAGUAAGUUUUGAUUUCUUGACAUAAAUUGUUACUUUUAAUCAAAAUUUGGGAACAAAAACCAAGAAAAUGCUUUAUUUUUUGGCAGUAGAGGAUAAAAAAACAUUUGUUGAAUUACUUUGUGAAACUGUGUUUUUUUCUUAUUUUUUUUAUUUCUUCGUUUUUUUUUAAAUACUAUUUUAACAGACAUAAUUAAUUAUUGUUAAAUGCAUGUGUCCCGAUACAGUGAAUAGAUAUAAUGGUAAUAGAUCUGUCAGGCUUAGCCUAGUUAAUUCAGGGGAAUUGGUCUUGUUGCUGAAGCAGGAUUUCAGAUGCUGGUAGAGUCUUUACAGGUGUUUGUUCUCAAAACUGGGAUUUGUUCGGAACUGACAAGAUAGUUGCAAAUUGUAAGCCAAAAUAGCUGAGCAGUGAAAACAACUUGGCGUUUGUUUAUUUGCAAAUUACCAAUUUUGGCCUAAAACCUGCGAUUUCCUUGUCACAGCUAUCAGCAGACUGGGAAGAGGCUAAUAGCGAGAAAUGCCUGGGGUCAAAGUCCAUCAGUAAUAUUAAAGUAUAGACUACCUAAACCAGGAAUGCUUUGCAAGCAAGAGAACAAGGGUCCUCCAUUUUGCUUACAGAGCUAGUAGGGAAUUUCUCACCCAUGAUGCAAGCACUACUCGAUCUCUAAAUUGUUGUUCACAUGGGUACUGUUGAGACACCUUUUCAGGUGUAGGUGGCUGCCCAAGUAGUGAGAGACAGAUUGCUAUCUGAGAAUUUUAUUUGAUGGAGCCUAGACUUGAGAUAGAGCCAGGGAUGGCAUUCAGGUGAGUAUCUGAGAUUUUGGGAGUGCAAAGUUUUAGUGGUGGACACUAAAAAGGAUAUUUUAGGCAAUCAAUGGAACACUAAUUUGGUUUGAUAUACCUCAGGUCAUAAAACUGUUCAAAGUAACUGGGGCCAUUUAAGGAGACUUUAAACCUUGGGUCACUGAGACAAAUCCAUUUUAUUUUAUACCAAUACAUUUUAAGAUAUGAGCAUAGUCUCACUCAUACACAUUCAUAUUCAUGUUGGCUUCAUCAGACUGAAUCUGGUUUCAGAGGAAAAUGUGUUCAGUCCACGUAUUUGUGUAUAUAUGGUAAGCAGGCAGUGAAAGAAUUCCCUAUAAUGGCUGGAUUCCGAAUUAAAUUUGUAAGGGCACCUAUCUAUGCUGAUGGCAUGAAUCUCAGUGGGACAGAAUGAUAUGCUCACAUUCUGAAAUGAAAAGAGUGAGAGGAUGGCUUUCAACUCAAAACACUAUACAGAACACUUUAAAUAUUCAACAUUGUAUGAAGUACAAUGUGUAUCCAUUAAAAUAAUCAUGCUGCUCUUUUAUGCAGCAUAAUUCUGGCCUAGAUGUGGAUAUAAUGUUUGUAUUAUUUAUUUUUGCCAUUUGUUGACUGCGUGAAUAAGCAGAAUUUAUCAAAUGUCUCUGAGUAGAAUGUAUAAAUGGUUUCUGUAAAUAAAAAUAAAAAAAAAACAAUGUUACUACAGUAAUAAGCUAUGUGUGUUAUGUGUGCUCUUUUCUAUCAGGUAUUUAAAUGUUUACAAGAAAUACAAUGACCUUUUAAAUAAGAAAGCUCAGCAGGAUGUUAACACGUUUCUACGGGAGGAACAUUCACUGCAGGCAUUUACCAAGGUAACGAGAAAUCAUUACGAUAUCAACAGCGAUUACAAGUACGGACCGUACAGUGUCUUUCUGACCUUAAUUGUGUUUACAUUCUGUUUAUGAUUCACAUGAACAACCCAUAAACAACAGCAUUUUAAUCCCUGGACCAUAUCAUAUUAUUAAAAUUACCAGCUUGAUGCAUUGUAAAGCAGGUUGGUUGUGAAAAGCUUAUUUAUUAAAUUUGUUACAUGCACCUUAUACCUAUCAACCGUACUAAGGCAAUUUGUGCCGUGCUCAUCUAGCCCAGCCGCUGGCCAAUUCAGUUUGACCUUACAGCUAAACUGAACGUGGUUGGUCAGCACUUAACCCUGGAAAAUGCAGACACCCCCAAAUGUCUCAACUCAAAAGCAAUGUGA